This is a messenger RNA of Amyelois transitella, 832 nucleotides long. It is a transcript of the gene RpL13, whose product is annotated as large ribosomal subunit protein eL13. Gene Ontology annotation, molecular function: structural constituent of ribosome; RNA binding. Bases 128 to 793 code for a protein of 221 amino acids. Gene Ontology annotation, biological process: translation. The transcript has 5 exons. Gene Ontology annotation, cellular component: ribosome; cytosolic large ribosomal subunit. NCBI's taxonomy places the organism in Eukaryota, Metazoa, Arthropoda, Insecta, Lepidoptera, Pyralidae. The record is from RefSeq and is a predicted model, not a curated record.
GCCUAUGUCAUGUGUCAUUGUCAUUACUCAAAUCAAAGUAGUAUAAAUUUUGUCAAUGUCAAUUCUUUGAAGAGCAGACGUCUUUCUUUUUUACCGUGUUUCCCCUUGGUAAAGUGAUAGUUCUAAAAUGGGGAAGGGAAAUAACAUGAUUCCCAAUGGCCAUUUCCAUAAGGAUUGGCAAAGAUUUGUUAAAACAUGGUUCAACCAGCCUGCUAGAAGGCAUCGUAGAAAGUUGAACAGAAUUAAAAAAGCUAAAACCGUAGCACCCCGCCCUGCUGCUGGACCCUUGCGUCCGAUUGUUCGUUGUCCUACUGUUCGCUACCACACGAAGGUCCGUGCCGGCCGUGGUUUUACUCUACGAGAAAUCAGGGUUGCUGGAUUGAGCCCUGCUUUUGCCAGAACAAUUGGAAUUGCUGUGGACCCACGCAGACGUAACAAGUCAGUUGAGUCCCUUCAAAUUAAUGUGCAACGUCUUAAAGAGUAUCGUGCCAGGCUUAUUCUAUUCCCGAAGGGUAAAAAGGUCCUGAAGGGUGAGGCAAAUGAAGAAGAACGCAAGUUGGCUACUCAACUCCGUGGACCAUUGAUGCCAGUACAGCAAGCAGCUCCUAAGUCUAUUGCUCGUGCAAUCACAGAUGAAGAAAAGGACUUCAAGGCCUAUCAGUACCUUAGAGGAGCUCGGUCUAUUGCCAAGCUCGUUGGUAUUCGGGCCAAGAGACUAAAGGACGCCGCUGAAAAUCCUGACGAUGUCACUAAGGCACCCACUGCUGUGAAAGAAGCGAAGCCUAAAAAGUGAUUUGUCUAAUAAAUAUUGCAUAAAUUCUUUUUCUUUUUA